Thelazia callipaeda (thelaziosis nematode) is the source of this 948-nucleotide messenger RNA. NCBI's taxonomy places the organism in Eukaryota, Metazoa, Nematoda, Chromadorea, Rhabditida, Thelaziidae. The record is from the annotation of a GenBank genome assembly.
AUGGAGACUAUUAUGAAUUCGGUUAAGAGCAUGGCUCUUGAUGUAGGUCAGUUCUUAACGCCAGUACUACGAGAAUCAAAAUUUAAAGAAACUGGCGUAUUAACCCCUGAAGAAUUUGUUACUGCUGGUGAUCAUCUUGUGCAUCAUUACCCAACUUGGUCUUGGGGAUUGUUAGACCCUUCAAAAGCCAAGCCAUAUCUUCCAGAGAAUAAACAAUUCUUAAUCACUCGCAAUGUGCCUUGUUUCAGUCGAUGCGUAGAUAUGGAGUAUGAUCCUACACAAGAAAAGAUACUUAAAGCUAAAGAGUGGAACGAAGAAGAUGAUUUUACGAAUGUUGAAGAUGAUGAAGGAUGGGUAGACACUCAUCAUUAUGCAUUACAGACUAAUCAGAAACCUGCAUCAAUGUUCGAAGUACCUGAGAAAAAGCUUUCCCCCGUAGAAAAUUCUGAUGGAGCAAGUGAUGUCGAUGAUGAUACACCACCAAUGGACAUGGAUAAGUUUAUAGCUGAAGGGGGUCUGGAGGAGGACGAUCCUUAUAGAUUUGUUGAAGAGGGAAGCAAACAAGUUGGAGGAGAUGUGGACAAUGUGCUUCAUACGCGAACAUAUGAUCUCUAUAUAACUUAUGAUAAAUAUUAUCAGGUACCACGACUUUGGUUAUCUGGAUAUGAUGAAAACAAUAAGCCACUUACUGUCGAAAAAAUGAGCGCAGAUUUUUCGCAGGAUCAUCUGAAUAAAACAAUCACGAUGGAAUCUCAUCCAUAUUUUCGCACGGCGAUGGCAUCUAUUCAUCCUUGCAGACAUGCCGAAGUAAUGAAACGUCUCAUUGAACAACUCGCUGAAUCUGGGAAAGAACUUGUCGUUGAUCAAUAUCUUCUUAUAUUUCUCAAGUUUGUUCAGGCAGUGAUCCCAACUAUAGAAUAUGACUAUACACGUAGUAUACAACUUUAA